CCAAAACACCGCCGCCAGAUGUUUGUUUGCCCUGGCGCCGGUGCGCGUGCCUCGGUCGGCGAGCACUGACGAGCGGCGGAGCACUGACGAGCGGCGCGCCGCUGACUGAGCACAGGUGCUCCGCGCUCGCGGGGGUGACGGCCGGAGCACGCCAUGAGGGGGGCGCCUGGCGCCGCGGCGGUCCUGCUGCUGACGCUGCUCGUCUCAGGGCUGCACGGUGCUCCUGAUACAUGCAGGACCACGUUCGACGCAGUUGCAAGGAUCAGAGGCGAGCUGUUCUUUUUCAAGGAUCACUACUUCUGGCGGCGGGACGUGCGCGGCCACCUGAUGACGCCGGAGCCGGUGGAGGUGGACACUUUCUGGGGCGGCCUGCCCGCCCGGGCCUCCGUCGACGCCGUGUACGAGCGUCCCGACGGCAGUGUCGUCUUCUUCUGCGGUCGGUACUUCUGGGUGUUCUGGGACCGCCACGCCCUGACGGGCUACCCCCGGCCCCUGUCUGACCUGGGUCUUCCUGAGGAGACGCCGUCGGUGGACGCCGCGUUCGUCAGCGGACACACCCAGGGCACCUACCUCAUCACGGGCGGCCAGUACUGGAGGUUUAAUGAGCUGACCGAGACGGUGGAGGCCGACUCUCCACUGCCCAUCAGCCGUCUGUGCAGGGGGCUGCCGAGGAAGCUGGACGCAGCCUUCACCGACGCCGACGGUCAGACGUUCUUCGUGCAGGGUCGACACUACUGGCGUUGUGACUCACCCCGCGCCCAGGUCCGCUCGUACGCGCCAGACCUGGUGGCGCCGCGCUGGCUCGGCUGCUCGCUGGCACAGUGCUGUCUCGAAAACGUGGACGACCACAUCGACACGGAGGUGCUGUGGUCGGGCGCGCGCUCCGGCAACCUGCGUAACGCCACCGGCCCCCUGGCGGCGGUUGCGCGGGGCUUGCUGGUGGUGGCGCUAGUGGCGGUCUGGGUCGGAUCGACGCGGCUGACUGGGUCCUUGUGAGGACGCGUGAUCGCUGCACCGUGAGGACGGUGCGGUGCAUCGUUAGGGUAGGCAUGUGCAUCGUUAGGACAGGCAUGUGCAUCGUGGGGAGAGCUGCCGCAUCAUGAAGCCAGAUUUGUGCAUCAUGAGGUCAGAUUGGUGCAUCGAGAAAACUGACCGGACCGUGGACGUGUAACAGGAAGAGGCUGCAGUCUGGGAUGCCCUGGGCGGCCGGAGGCCGCUAAACCGUGUGAUCCGUGCUGGCUGGAGGAGGGUGUUGUGUUUCCACUGCGCGCGCUCUGUCUGCCCCUGAGAGUCUCACGCUAGUGUGAUCACGCUGAGUUCGCGUCGAUAGAUUUCAAGUGAAGCCCGCACAAUAACGUACCUGCGCAUUGGUCGCGGUGUUUUUGUCUCCGCAGCUGCGGGGCGGAUCAUCGGAGAGCGACAUGGAUCGAGUUGGGACAGAGUUCGCCUUGUAAGAUGUAGUCUUGUGGUGCUGCCCAAUUAAAACCUGUUUCAAAAGAAUACUACGGUGCACACCCAUUACGGAUGAUAACGAAAGAUUCGUAGCUUAAGUUAUUGCUGGCAUGUGCUUUUCAGCGGAGAAUGAGGGUAAAUGGGCACUAGCUGCGUUGGCAUUGUCAAGCAUCUCAGCGGUCGGUUUGAUAACGAAAGCAAAAGAGAAGAGGACAAAGUGAAAGAUUUGAUGAGAUAGUGAAAGUUCGAGAAUGACGUCCACCAGUUAUUGGUAUUUGGUUCCAAAAAAAGAACUGUAUGUUUUACAGAACACCGAGUUGAAAAAUUGCUUUAAGUAUUUUGUGUGUGGCGUUUUUGACACAUCAAAUGGUUAAAUGCGAAACUGCGUAUUAGGUAAAAUGCAAAGCCAAUUGGCAAAGAAGCGGAUAUGUGCCCUUUCAAGUGCUAAAUAGUCAAUUUAUUUUUGGUAAACCUAGUGAAAUGUACGCUAGUGAAAUGACACCAGUGUAAUCAUUGGGUUAUCUGUUCCUUGUAUUUGACAAAUGUCACGGAAUAUCCAGGCAAUGAAGUGAUA
Messenger RNA from Pollicipes pollicipes, 2026 nucleotides. Its product is annotated as matrix metalloproteinase-17. The transcript is spliced from 6 exons. The coding region runs from base 154 to 996 and encodes 280 amino acids. The record is from RefSeq and is a predicted model, not a curated record. NCBI's taxonomy places the organism in Eukaryota, Metazoa, Arthropoda, Thecostraca, Pollicipedomorpha, Pollicipedidae.